AUGCCAAAGCUUCAUGAAAACUCACAUCGAUCAAAUGAAGAAAGUAGAAAAGGAUUUCCUACAGACCACACCGGUAAUAUGAUCGCCUCUCCCAUGAAUGCAUUUCCUGCGCCUACUGCUAGUUAUAUGGGCUUUCUGUCUCCCUCAGACUCGUCGUUUUCAGCCAACCACAGGUAUUGGUCUUCUAAUCCUCAGAUACCUUCAUUUGAGCAACAGGCUUCUCAUGAAAAGAACCGAUAUGGAUGUAACAACUCAAAAAUUGACAUAUCCGACGUUAAGAAAACUCUGAAAAGUUUAGAGCAUAUUUGCACCCUCACGAGUCUUGAUGACACUGCUUAUUUACUAUUCACUGAAUAUGAACUGUCGCUAGAGGGCCUUAAACUGUCACCACCUCGUAGCAAGAAAAUUCGUUGUAAGCAAACUAAUGUCCCUCUUGCUCAUAUAGACGCUGUGCAAAUGAAAAUGGAGCUUCAAAGGAAGCAAAAACCUAUGCGUGGGGACUGA
Rhizopus microsporus ATCC 52813 is the source of this 504-nucleotide messenger RNA. RefSeq lists its product as uncharacterized. Lineage: Eukaryota; Fungi; Mucoromycota; Mucoromycetes; Mucorales; Rhizopodaceae. The transcript is spliced from 2 exons. Bases 1 to 504 code for a protein of 167 amino acids. The record is from RefSeq and is a predicted model, not a curated record.